AUGGCUAUCACCAAACUUCAUACCAAGGAGCUCAGCCCCGGCUUCGGGAUCGAAGCACACAACUUUCCAUUUCAACCUGACACCCUCGAUCAAAGCGCUCGCCUGAUUGAAGAUCUUGUCAACAAGUAUGGCUUCCUCGUCAUCCGCAAAAGCGGCCUUACAGACGAAACCCACAUCGCCCUAGCCCGACAUCUCGGCGAGCUAGACGACGUCAAACCCUACAACAAAGCAGGUCGUAUCAACCGCCUCCAGUACGAUGAGCUCUUCGACGUAGGAAACAUCGAGGCAGACGGUUCCAUCGUCGAUCCUAGAUCCCCGCGUGCCCAGGCUGGUUUCAAUCCUCGACGGGCAGGAUAUUCUCUGCUUCUGGCACAUGACUUGCCUCCCAAGGGCACAGGUGGAAGCACGGAGUUUUGCGAUACCAGGGCUGCGUGGGAUGGGCUUGGUGAGGAUAUGAAGGCGGAGUUGACGGAGAAAGACUACGUUGCUUGUCAUUCUAUCCUGCAUUCCAAGAAGCUCGCCGCCCCGGAGCACUUUGCGAACAUUGAGCCCGCAGACCACCCAAUGGGACGACACAAGCUCAUACAAAAACAUGAAUCGUCUGGCCGGAUGAACCUUUAUCUCGCGAUGCACAUCCACCACAUCGAGAACCUCACCCCGGAGGCCUCAAAGACCCUGUUCGAGAAGCUCUUUGACCACGCUACGCAGGAAAAGUACCGCGUCGUGGUGGAGUGGGAGGAUGUCGGGGAUAUGGUUGUCUGGGAUAAUACCUGCACAAUGCACCGCGCCAUGGGCGGGGAGUUUGCGUACAGGUAUAGGAGGGAUAUGAGGAGGGCUACUGUUCAUGAUAGGAGUUCGCAGGCAUGGGGGUUGAAUGAGAGGACGGAUGUGAGGCAGGGAUUGCCGUGA
Molecule: messenger RNA, 909 nt
Organism: Colletotrichum scovillei
Lineage: Eukaryota; Fungi; Ascomycota; Sordariomycetes; Glomerellales; Glomerellaceae
Product: alpha-ketoglutarate-dependent 2
Exons: 3
Coding region: 1-909 (302 amino acids)
Molecular function (GO): oxidoreductase activity
Source: RefSeq, a predicted model, not a curated record